UGAGUUCUGUAGAGCCUAUAUUCAGAUUAUCUCUAAGAGUGCUGCACAGAAUUAUAUGUGUUUACCUGAUGCUGCAUAUCAAAAAGAUAUCAAAACAAUAAAUCACAAAAUAGAAGAUCAGAUGUUCCCAUCAGAAUCCAAACGAGAGGAAGAUGAAGAAUAUUCUUGGGAUUCUGGGAGUCUCUUUGAGAGUUCUGCAAAGACUCAAGUGUGUAUACCUGAGUCUAUAUAUCAGAAAGUAAUGGAGAUAAAUAGAGAAGUAGAAGAGCUUCCUGAGAAGCCAUCUGCCUUCAAGCCUGCCAUUGAAAUGCAAAAGACUGUUCCAAAUAAAGCCUUUGAAUUGAAGAAUGAACAAACAUUGAGAGCAGCUCAGAUGUUCCCAUCAGAAUCCAAACAAAAGGACGAUGAAGAAAAUUCUUGGGAUUCUGAGAGUCCCUGUGAGACUGUUUCACAGAAGGAUGUGUAUUUACCCAAAGCUACACAUCAAAAAGUAUUCGAUACCUUAAAUGGAAAAUUAGAAGUGAGCUCCAGUGUUGCAGGUAUCCACUUAAAACACCGAGUGAUGCUCAUCAUCCCCACAGGAGCAGUUUGUCUCGCCGGUAAAUCCUGCUUCACAGUGAAAAGUGAUCUCUCAUGAUUCCCAGAAAUGGACUCUUACCAUGAGUGAAAUCACAUGGUUGAACUGGAAGGUUCCUGUCACAUUUCCAGGGUAGACGGCGACCAUGCAUGGCUUUUCAUGGAAUUCUGGGAAGGAAGAAUAUAAUUAAUUGUUUGGUGUAUUGGCGAGUUAACGACUUUAUAUCACUACCAUAUUAGUUGCCAAUCAUUCAAGUGAUGACAAGAUAGACAUCUGUGAACUUUAUUUUAAAAAUUCAAAUAUUUGCUUGAUUUAACUACUUAAAAGUUGUUGUACAAUUGCCCAGCAAUAGACAUAUUUUACAAAAAUUGAGAUGAAAAUGUUGCAAGUACAACAGCAAUUAACGAUGUACUCUUACGUAAGAAAAUGACAAAACUUUUAACUUAAAAACAUAAAUUAAGCUUUUAUAGUGUCACAGGUGUAUUUAAUUCAUAAAAAUUAUUUAUCUUAGACUCCUUUAAAUAAUAAACAACUAUUUGUGAUUAAAUGUUAAGGUACCAAUCAUUUACAUAAGAUUAGAAGUGGAAAGCUUUACAAGUGUUGUGAACAACAGCCAUAUUAACAUCAAUUAGAAAGUAAGCCAAAGCAUCUCUAAGUUUACCUCUAGUUAUUAGGCAAUAACAUUCAAUUUCUAAAACCUAACAAAUACAGCUUUUAAAGGAUUUAAAUGCAUCCUUUUACUUACAGUUAUUGAAUAGAAUUAGCAAAUGGGUCGCUCCUGAAAAUGAGAGCUCCAGGGACUUAAACUGUAAAAUUAUUUCCUCCCUUUAUUGACACAGAUAAUUAUGACCUUUACUUAACUAUUGUGAGGCAAUUAAGCAACACAAUGUAUUUCACUAAAUAAACUGCAAGAAUUACACCAGAAAUCUGAAAACUAAAGAAAAAAAGAUUAUAUAGCUAACCUUAAACAAGUAGUCAUCUACACUGUUAUUUGAAGUUCAUGAGCAUGAGGUAGGGAUCCUUAGAUUUUUCUCUUGGAAUAUGAUUUCUGUUGAGAUCUAAACCAUUAUUAACAUUUCACAUACAAGGUGACUCUAGAACUGGCCUUGUACUAUGAGCAGUGGAUAAAGAUCUGGUCUUCUCUCUCUACAUCAGAGGCUUGGUCGCCUCUACUACCCUCUCGUGAGUUCUGUGAAGAGUACAAGAGACGAAUGCUUAGUAUUUCAUUUUUUUCCUAAAUAAUUCCUCCAUAAUUUGCAUUUUUGAUGACAUUCCCAGCAACAGUGUUUUAACUAUGAAAAUAGGUCAGAGCAUGACUACUGUAUACAAUUAUAGUUUUGAAGUUGUCCUAAAGAAUUACAUAUACUUCUAGGGGGAUUUCUAACAAAUAAGUAAUUCAAAAAAGUAGGGAGUGGGGAGAAAUGACUAUCGAUGAUAUAUGGCUUAACAGAUAACACUUGCUGCCUUCUGGUUCUGAGAAUGCCAUUAGAAAUACUGAUAUAUAAAGAAGAACUAUGUGAGAUGAUGAAUAUGUUAAUUUGCUUGACUAUAACCACUUCACUGUGUAUAAAUGUAUCAAAAUAUCAUGUUGUAUUCCUUAAAUAUAUGC
Messenger RNA from Gorilla gorilla gorilla (western lowland gorilla), 2186 nucleotides. Its product is annotated as ankyrin repeat domain-containing protein 30B-like. The transcript has 10 exons. The record is from RefSeq and is a predicted model, not a curated record. Lineage: Eukaryota; Metazoa; Chordata; Mammalia; Primates; Hominidae. The coding region runs from base 56 to 637 and encodes 193 amino acids.